Leishmania braziliensis MHOM/BR/75/M2904 is the source of this 750-nucleotide messenger RNA. The record is from the annotation of a RefSeq genome assembly. Lineage: Eukaryota; Euglenozoa; Kinetoplastea; Trypanosomatida; Trypanosomatidae.
AUGAAUCCAUACAAUCGGAACAUCGUCAUCGUCAGCUCCACGAUUUACGGUGGUGUGCUGUGCUGAGGCAUACUCUACUUCCUCCUCAACGUCUGCGGCAAGCCCUUCUAUAAUCACCCGUCCGUGCCUGUCGCCAUCUUUUCUGUGUUUUGGUUCUCUUUUGCGCCAUCGAUCCUUUUUAUUGGCGCAGCGAUCCCGUGGCUGUGUGUGGUGUACAGUAGCAAAGCCGUCGCGCUGAUCUUCACCAUUGCAUCAGGCUGCAUCUUCGUGCCUCUCGGAGCGCUUUGGCUCUUUGUGUAUGGCAUUUGCAAACUUCCCUCUUGGUUCGUGGAGACGCAGCACAACGCACCGUGGAGCGGCAACGGUGUGAGCUUGGGCGCAACUGUUGGUGGCUGUGCUGCUCACCGCUAUCGGUACAAUGCUUCGGACACUGCUGGGGUAGACGGAGCUGAGCUUGCUAGCGUUGCCAACAGCACGCUACCUCGCCCGUACGAUGCGUGGGUGGCAAGUUUAGUGCCCCCUGGGUUUGAGGGCCUGAAUGCCGUCAUCACACCGGUAUCGAGCUGGCAAAGUUAUAAGGCGAGCGGCAAACGAAAGAUCGCGUUAGACACGCGAGGGCAUGCCUCUGACCACGCGUACUAUGCUGGGUUGUUCGGAGGACGGCCAGCUCUUCCCGCCCACGCCGGUGGUCAGUUCCAGCCCUCCUACCCCGUACAAGAGCGCAGGCUAGGAGCGCAUUAUCUUGCCUAG